CACACAUAGUCACAUACCAAUCCAGCAGGCAGCAAGAGAACUUCUCUCUCCUCAACCCUCUCUUCGAUCUACUCCAUUAACCACUGGAUUUUGGACCUUUUGGUGUUGGAGACUGACUUUGAAGAUUGUAAACAAUUACACAGAAUAAUUGAGUCUCACGCAUCACCAGACGCUCACGCCCAGUCGCCCCCAUGCCCGUCGCCAGUGCUCUGCCAUUGGUUGGUGUUGCCGUGUUGAUUCAGAAGUGAGCCGUUAAUAUUCAAGAAUUGUUGAUGAAUGUACAACAAUUUGAUAGAAGAAAUCUACAAGAAUUGUAGUUUCAUCCUUGGUCAAUGGUAAAAAUGGGCGUUAAAUAUGUGAAAGUUGCAACACAUAUUCUAAUGGCAAUGCUUGUUCUUCAUUUAAGAUGUUCAAAUCAGGAAAGUCUAUAUAACUAUGAUGGGAACUAUCACAAGCACAACACCAAUUCCUUGCCUUGUUUUGACAGAUAUGUUCUGGAGUCAUUUUUCAGAGAAUAUUACAAUGUCGUGGAUCCAAAAUUUUCAGAGUACAUGGAGCAUAAGAUUCUUGUUGGCUCAGAGGCAACAUUUUCUAGGCUAAUGGACUUAGAGCGUCGCCUGAAUGGCGAGGGUUCUCAUCGCCGUCUAUCUUCAUCUAUCAAAGUUAGCAUUCAGCCAGAUCGAAUAGCUGACUUUUCCUCACAUAUAUGUGAGGUCAUACUCAUUGAAAGACUACCUUCUGGGGUUUUUGCUGAUCCUUUUGAGCUUCAACAUCUUCUUCAUCGUGGAGUAUUUAAAGAUGCUUCAGUAUUUGGAGAUACAAAUUUGGAAUUGCCAUCAUUUCUUUCCAAUCAGUCAAUUGUUGAGGUUCACCUAGAUGCCGCCUUGAAUAAUUCAGCAGGAAAGGAGAUUGUGCUAGAGUUCAAGAUAGAGAUACCAUUGCACGCACGAUAUCCUCCCUUAGAAGACAGCGGGUAUACAGAAGUCCGAUUUGGUGCUCCAGAUUUGUUUAUGCGCUGCAAAAUGCACGGAAAUUCACCUGCUCAUAGCUGUUCAUUGUCACGUAUUACUAGCAGUGGUUCCCUAGAACUUGAUGAUACCAUUUGGAGCAUACCAGCAGGUGUUAAGGCCCACUCAGGAACGGUAUCUAUUGUUACUUUUGCAUCAGCACUAUUAUCAGCAUCUUUAAUCAUCAUUGCUUCCUUGCGAUCUUCACGCAUGGAAUCAAAUAGAAGAUUGAAGAAAUCUUGAUAAGCAGUGAAGAUGAUCAGAGUCUUAUAUUUAUAUGCAAAUCAGUGGCGACACACAGAUUACACAAAGAGCCAUCUGCAUGAUCACGCCAGUCAUGAAAUUUCUGUGAUCAGUCCUGCGAACAGCUCAGAUGCCAAGUUUAACCACUGUGAAUCCUUUUAUAUCUGACUUGUUUUUGCUUUUGAAUGUUUUGCCAGCUGAUAUAUUGCUCCAUACUGUAGAUUUUAGGGUAUACAGUCCAAGUUAGCAGCUAAAUUGUCGGUAAACUGAAGAUAGGGGAUAAUUGAUUUGUUCAGGGUUUCUUAUGUUGUUUGAAAGACGAAAUAUUGACUUGUAAUAUUUAAUUUGAGAUCAAUAAGAGAUAUUCUAAGUUUCUAA
Molecule: messenger RNA, 1628 nt
Organism: Beta vulgaris subsp. vulgaris (sugar beet)
Lineage: Eukaryota; Viridiplantae; Streptophyta; Magnoliopsida; Caryophyllales; Amaranthaceae
Exons: 6
Coding region: 333-1250 (305 amino acids)
Biological process (GO): GPI anchor biosynthetic process
Cellular component (GO): endoplasmic reticulum membrane
Source: RefSeq, a predicted model, not a curated record